CAUACAUUGGCUGAGAGCACAGCGAGGGAGGGAAUCUGAUCCUCUGCCUCUCAAGCCUGUAGAGCUGCUUUCUACUUGUCUGAUAAAAGGCACACAGCCAGUAUAUGUCGGUAGUGGUUUUGAAAGGAGUGAGGGACUUGGUUUUCAGGAGGUUUUUAGCAACAGGGAGGAAUAGUCCUCUCUGCAUUGCAGCACUGUGGCUGAAGAGAGCGGGGAGAAGAGAGUCCGUGUGGCACACCGAGACUGUGCACCCAAUCAGGCACCUCCGUGUGGUGCUUGAGCCAAUCGGCAGCCUGCAGCCGAGGUUAAAGAUUGACAAUUGCAGGAGAGAGCAGCAGGGAGAGAAGGCCUUCUGGGAAACCUGGACCCAUCUUUUCCCUCAUCCCCCAAUGCCCUCAAUAAUGGAAAAAGAUUAAAGAAUAGGCUGAAGAAUCUGUAUGUAAGUAAGGAAAAAGUGUUGCAGAGGAAGAGGAAAAAACUGAGGCUGUAACAGAAGGAAUGGAGAUCUCAACCAGAUCCAAAGGUUCAGACACAGGGUCAACAGAGCGGAUUGUCCAAAAACGAAGGAUACCUAGUCCCUCUCACUCAUCAAAUGGUCAUUCUUCUGCUGAAACAUCCCCCUGCCCAGUAAAAAAGAAGAAGAAACCCGGUGCUGUUAGCAGCAGCAAAGACCAGUCAGAACUAAGACAUGGUCCGUUUUACUAUGUGAAGCAGCCAGCACUCACCACAGACCCUGUUGAUGUUGUACCGCAGGACGGCAGGAAUGACUUCUACUGCUGGCUGUGCCACCGCGAGGGCCAGGUGCUCUGCUGUGAGCUCUGCCCCAGGGUGUACCACGCCAAGUGCCUCAAACUACCAGCCGAGCCCGAGGGCGACUGGUUCUGUCCGGAGUGUGAGAAAAUAACUGUUGCAGAGUGUAUAGAGACUCAGAGCAAAGCCAUGAUGAUGCUAACAAUAGACCAGCUGUCUUACCUACUAAAGUUUGCCCUUCAGAAGAUGAAACAACCAGGUGAUCAUCCCCGCUUGUCAUCUCGCUCCCCCCAUGCAGCUUCCACGCAGAGAAAGACUUUUAAUUGGACUGAACCAUUCCAGAAACCCGUCUCUCUUGAGCAGCAUCCAGAUUAUGCAGAGUACAUUUUUCACCCUAUGGACCUUUGCACCCUUGAGAAGAAUAUCAAAAAGAAAAUGUAUGGCUGCACAGAGGCCUUCCUGGCAGAUGCAAAAUGGAUUUUGCACAACUGUAUUAUAUACAAUGGAGGCAAUCACAAACUCACAGCUACAGCUAAAGUAAUAGUAAAAAUCUGUGAACACGAGAUGAAUGAAAUUGAAGUUUGUCCUGAGUGUUAUCUGUCUGCUUGCCAAAAGAGAGACAACUGGUUUUGUGAGCCUUGUAGUAACCCUCACCCUCUAGUCUGGGCAAAAUUGAAAGGAUUUCCAUUCUGGCCUGCAAAAGCUCUGCGGGACAAAGAUGGACAGGUGGACGCCCGCUUCUUUGGACAGCAUGACAGGGCAUGGGUUCCUUUAAACAACUGCUACCUCAUGUCCAAAGAGAUUCCCUUCACUGUGAAGAAGACCAAAAGCAUCUUCAACAGUGCCAUGCAAGAGAUGGAGGUCUAUGUGGAGAACAUGAGGAAGAAGUUUGGAGUGUUUAACUAUGCCCCCUUCAGGUCACCUUACACUCCUGACAACAACUUCCAGAUGCUGCUGGAUCCCUCCAACCCCUCAUCCACUCCCGUCAAACCUGAGAAACAGGAAAAGAUCAAGCUGAGCUUUGAUAUGACAUCAUCACCCAAGAUACCUUUGGCCAGGACCAUGUUGUCUGGGGCCGGGGUGGGAGGGAGCACAGCUGGGCGGCGGCUCCCUCUCAGUGACAUGCCUCGCUCCCCCAUGAGCACUAACUCCUCUGCCCAUACUGGUUCAGAUGCGGAACAGGAAACAGUGGACAAAUUGCAGACAAAAGCCCCAAACAGCCAGUGUAGUACAGGAGAAGAGAACAUAGAGUGUACAGCAUCACCUGCCCAUCCUCGACCUGGCCCUACAGGCAGUUCAUUGGACAGCCCUAAAUCAUUCCACACGCAAGCUCCUAGCACACCCAAGCAGGAGAAGACCCCACCGACAGGAAGCAUUCUUAACCUCAAUCUAGAUCGGAGCAAAGCAGAAAUGGACCUGAAGGAGCUUAGUGAAACAGUUCAGCAGAAGCAAGCGCCCGCACCAGUCCUUACCUCUCCAAAAAGACAGAUCAAAAGCCGUUUCCAGCUGAACCUGGACAAAACCAUUGAGAGUUGCAAGGCACAACUGGGUAUUGAUGAGAUCUCUGUGGAUGUGUAUAAAGGUGUGGAACACAGUGACUCAGAAGACUCAGAUAAAUCCGACUCAAGUGACAGUGAGUUUGCUAGUGAUGAAGAGCAAAAGACCACAGAGAGCCAGGACAGAGCACCCAAUGAUGAAGCCCAGAAGAACCCCACAAAAAUUAAAGUCAAAGACCAACCUUCCUCAAGUCAAGAUGACGAGGGUAAAGUUGAUACACCUGUGGCAUCUGAGUCUGUAGUAGGCAACGCCACUGCAACAGCAGCAGAUGUUCCAACUAAAGAGAAGACAAGCACAGAUUCUGAUAAAGAGAGUGCAGAAAAAAACAAAGCACCCCCGGCAUCACCGGGUCCCAGGGUGAAGCCCCAGGUAAAAGAAGAGGCAAAGGAGCCUGUGCCAGUGGAAGACACUGACUCAGAGAGGGAGCUGGUUAUUGACCUUGGAGAGGAACAGGGAGGCAAGGACAGGAAGAGGUGCAGGAAAGAAAACACCACUGUUAAAGAGUCAUCUACUGGUAAACCUGAAGGUAAAGCCCUGACCCCAUCGACACUCCCAUCUCAAAGCAGUACAGCUCCUUCCACACCCUCCAGUGUUUCCAUGCAGUCCCCUAUGGCCAUUCCUGUCACCAUGGUCUCCUUCACUACUCCCUCUCCUGCAGCCAUAAGCCUUGCGACUGUGUCCAGUGCUGCAGCAACACCCUCCUCUUCCUCCUCCUCCCCCUCGGCCUCGACCACACCAGCCUUGAAGAAGCAGCGCCCUCUGCUGCCCAGAGAGACUGUACCAGUGGUGCAGAGAGCUGUAGUGUGGAAUCCCACUACCAAGUUCCAGACUUCCUCGCAGAAGUGGCACAUGCAGAAGGUGCAGCGUCAGCAACAGAACCAGCAACCUGUGGCAACUGCACAAGUCCAGGCGUCAUCAUCCAAGCAAGGCCAGGCUCAAGUGCUGACCCAGACACAGAAUGCUGGAAAUGUGUCGACAGCAGUUUCCUCAUCUUCAGCACAGCAGUCUUCACAGAGCACACGCUAUCAGACCAGACAGGCUGUCAAAGCUGUUCAACAAAAGGACAGUCUACUCAGCACAUCCACUUCAGCUGUCACCCUGGUGUCCAGCAGUCCAGCUUCUGCUGCAGUGAUGGCAGCAUCAAGUGUAGGCACAGUUGCUUCAUCUUCAUCAGUGGCAACAGACCUGUAUAUCCCCACUGCCUCAGCAGAUGUGGCUGCAGACAUCGCCAAGUACACUAACAAAAUAAUGGAUGCAAUCAAAGGUACAAUGACGGAAAUCUACAAUGACCUUUCUAAGAGUACUUCAGGGAAUACAAUAGCAGAGAUAAGACGACUGAGAAUUGAAAUAGAAAAAUUACAGUGGUUGCAUCAACAAGAGUUGUCAGAGAUGAAGCACAAUCUUGAGCUGACAAUGGCAGAGAUGAGGCAAAGUCUUGAGCAGGAGAGAGAGAGGUUGGUGACUGAAGUGAAGAAACAGAUGGAACUGGAGAAGCAACAAGCAGUGGAUGAGACAAAGAAGAAACAGUGGUGUGCUAACUGCAGGAAAGAGGCCAUCUUCUACUGUUGCUGGAACACCAGCUACUGUGAUUACCCCUGUCAGCAAGCCCACUGGCCAGAACACAUGAAGUCCUGCACUCAGUCAGCCACAGCCCCACAGCAAGAACCUGAGGCUGAAUCGACAGCAGACCUCCCAAACAAGGGUUUAGGGCAGAUUGGCAGUGGCCCAAAUGCUCUCAGAGACACACCAGUCUCUGCACCAUCAGACAAAGACUGUGACAUAGAGAAGAGCACUGACAGUGGUGCUGUCACUUUGCCAUAACUGAGCUUACCAUACUUGAAAAUGUAAAUGUACAGAUUGUUUUUUUUUUUUCACUGCAAGAAUAUGUUUAUGUAAAUCCUUCUGUUCAAGCAGCUGUUGAAGGGAGCAAUCCAAAUUAUUUUUAUUUAUAUAUUUUCAUUUGCCUUUCUGGACUCAAAUAAAGGUCUUAUUUUAAAUGUAGAACAUGGCUGACAGGAGACAGGUAGUAACCACUAGAGGGGGCAGUUAAAAUAUAUUCUACAUAUUCAUGCACUCCGUUGCAGUCUGUAGAGCUGUUGAGGAGCAAAUCUUAAGAACAUGUAUGAGUGUCACAAAACGUACAGUACACAUAGUAUAAAAGUCAACGGUUAAGCAGUUUAAGACUGCAAAAAUGAAACCCAUGUUGAUGGACCACCUCAGUUUUAGAUUAGAAGACUGUUGACAGAAAUGUCUGUAAAUUACCUAUUUUGUAGUCUGUUAAUUUAUUUGUUGUUUAAUGUUGCCUGCUGUACACUGCGAAGAAAGUAAAUAUAAACAUUUUAAACAAGUUGUUUCCAUUGUUACACUGUGGUUUAAUUAGUUAUGAAGCAGCCUGCAGUCAGUUAACAUACAGUAGGUUCAACUGUAGUUUGCAUAUGUAAAUAGGAUUUAAACAGAACACAAUUUCUAAAACACAAC
This is a messenger RNA of Monopterus albus (swamp eel), 4785 nucleotides long. RefSeq names its product zinc finger, MYND-type containing 8 (gene zmynd8). Gene Ontology annotation, biological process: regulation of DNA-templated transcription. Gene Ontology annotation, cellular component: nucleus; cytoplasm. The transcript is spliced from 21 exons. Gene Ontology annotation, molecular function: transcription corepressor activity; protein binding. The record is from RefSeq and is a predicted model, not a curated record. Lineage: Eukaryota; Metazoa; Chordata; Actinopteri; Synbranchiformes; Synbranchidae. Bases 499 to 4128 code for a protein of 1209 amino acids.